CUGGUAUCUCAGCUUAUCAGGUUCCUUGCCCCCCCUCCGCGGCUGAUAGCUUGAGCAGCUUCCUCGGAGUCGAGGACUGGGCUGUCGUAUCAAUUGAAUGACGAGAGCACUCCCUUUCCCCGCAGCCAGCAUGCAUUUAAUACACUGCGAUACCCCGCCUACUUCAGGGUCAAGAAUCAAGCCGCAUUGCUCUUCCGACAUCUUUAAGCCUCCGUGAGAACACUUUCCACAAUCGAGUGUUAUAGACGUCAUCAUGGGUAAACAAGAGAUCCGCUAUGCCGCAAAGGUGUCCCUGGACACACCACCACCAGAGCAAAAGGUGCUCCAUAACCGCUGGCACCCAGACAUCCCCUUUGCAGGCACCAUUAAGAACGGCGAAGUCGUGAAGAUCGAAUGUCUCGACUGGACCGGCGGCCAGAUCGGAAAUAACGACUCUGCAGAUGACGUCCGCGACGUCGAUCUUACUAAGAUCCAUUACUUGACCGGGCCUUUUGAGAUCGAGACCGCUGAGCCGGGCGAUGUGCUCGUAGUAGAGAUCCAAGAUGUGCAGCCGCUCCAGGAGCAACCGUGGGGAUUCACUGGUAUCUUCUCGAAGGAAAACGGUGGUGGCUUUCUCGACGAGAUAUAUCCGAAACCAGCGAAAGCCAUCUGGGACUUCGAAGGUAUCUUCUGCUCCUCGCGGCACAUCCCCGGCGUCCGCUUCGCCGGCCUCAUCCACCCCGGUAUCUUGGGGUGCGCGCCUUCGCCCGAGGUCCUGGAGACCUGGAACACGCGCGAAGCCGACCUUAUCUCCGCGUACAAAGACCACUACAAGCCCGUCGCGCAGCCCCCGGAGCCCCAGAACGUACAUGCCGGCACCGCGUCCGACGAGGUAAAGCAGAAAGUCGGUAAAGAGGGCGCGCGCACGAUUCCUGGCCGUCCUGAGCAUGGCGGAAACUGCGAUAUCAAGAACCUGAGCAGGGGCAGCAAGGUGUAUCUCCCUGUUCACGUCAAGGGCGCGAAGUUCAGCGUGGGAGAUCUGCAUUUCAGCCAGGGCGAUGGCGAAAUCUCCUUCUGCGGCGCCAUCGAAAUGGCGGGCGUCAUCACGCUCAAGUUUACCGUAAUGAAGGACGGCGUCGCGCAGCUCGGCAUGAAGUCCCCCAUCUACAUCCCUGGGCCAGUGGAGCCGCAGUUCGGACCCGGGCGCAUGCUGUACUUUGAGGGCUUUAGCGUUGACGAGCAUGGCAAGCAGCACUACCUUGAUGCAACCGUCGCCUACCGACAGACCUGUCUGCGCGUGAUUGAGUAUUUGAAGAGGUACGGGUAUGACGACUACCAGAUCUACCUCCUUCUUUCGUGCGCGCCGAUCCAGGGGCACAUUGCAGGUAUUGUGGAUGUGCCGAAUGCGUGCACGACGAUUGGGUUACCGAUGGAUAUUUUCGACUUUGAUAUCCGGCCUGAAACCAAGGCAGAGAAGAGGGAGUUGGGGAGCUGUGCGGUAGCGAGUAGUUAGGUUGCUAGCAGUAAGCGUUGAUCGAUAUGGGUGGUGUUGGUGGCAUAGUGCCGGAUUGUAUUGUGUUGUGCUUCCGUCAUGUGAUGGAGUGGGGGUAAGGGAGUAGUGGGUAUGGCAUGCUUGUGGUGUCAGGGGUACCUAUGCUUCGAUAGGUUUCCGUGGGAAGCUGGUGGGACUCUCCUCACACUGGAAUACACC
Messenger RNA from Paraphaeosphaeria sporulosa, 1690 nucleotides. RefSeq names its product formamidase FmdS. Gene Ontology annotation, molecular function: hydrolase activity, acting on carbon-nitrogen (but not peptide) bonds, in linear amides. The record is from RefSeq and is a predicted model, not a curated record. Bases 254 to 1492 code for a protein of 412 amino acids. NCBI's taxonomy places the organism in Eukaryota, Fungi, Ascomycota, Dothideomycetes, Pleosporales, Didymosphaeriaceae. The transcript has 5 exons.